UCACUACUUGAUGUUUUUCAGAUGUUCAUCCAGCAGCGUCUCUCACAGUGAGUCCUGACAGAUCGCAGCACUUUGGCAAAGAGUCUCUGUCACUGAGCUGUGAGGGAAACUCCACUAAGUGGAGAGUGAAGAUGUUUACUGAACCUAGCACUGUGAUUGACUGUUCAAUCUUUGGGAAAAUGAAUGGAUUCACGUGCAACAUAGACCGUUCCUGGGUUAGUGGAGUGUACUGGUGUGAGUCUGACACAGGACAGAUCAGCAAUGCCGUCAACAUCACUAUACAGUACGAUGAUGUUAUCCUGGUGAGCCCCGUCCUUCCUGUGGCCGAGGGACAUUCUGUCACUCUUGGCUGCAAGUUGAAGACAGAAAAUGUUCUUUUUAAUGUGGAUUUCUAUAAAAAUGACAAACUCAUCCCAAAUAAUACAAAAGGGGAGCUGACUAUCUCUGCAGUGUCAAAGUCAGAUGAAGGUUUUUAUAAAUGUGAAGUAAAGAAGUCACCAGGUUGGUCGAGUCUGACGUCAAAAGAGAGCUGGAUGUCAGUAACACCAACCAGAUCUGAAGAAACCUCUCCAUUUCCUGUGCUGUUGAUUGUUGGGUUGGUUUGUGGAGUUGUUCUGAUUCUUCUCCUGCUGAUGUUUCUGUAUCGCUACAGAAAGUCAAACGAUUCAUGCUUCAGCAGGUCUCAGAGCACCAAUCAGAUCCCUGCUACAGACCACAUGGUCAACCAGGUGGAAGCUCAAUACGCUUCUCUUCUCCAUGGUGAUGCUUGUCUCUAUGAAACAAUCAAAGGCCGUGAAGAACCUGAACAUGGGAGGAAUGAAGAACCAGAGGACAGUCUUUACUACAAUGUGAUGAUAAGAUCAGCUGCAGCUCCUGUACUUUGAAUGGAUGGUCUCUCAAAAAUCAGCAAAACAAAUCUUGAAAUAUUGGUUUGAAAUAUAUAGGCUGCAUGUGAUAGUUCAGCUACAAAGCCAGCAUCGCUUUCAUUGAUGAACUCAUUUAUAUCGGAUUUAAAAAUAUACUGUAUAUAUCCUGUUGUACAGUUUCCCUCUGUCUUUGCAUGGUUUGAUAGAUACUGCAUGUGUUUUAGUUUCACCUGAAUGGGUUUAGUAUGUGUUAUUCUUGACCAUUUUAUGCAUCAAUAAACUUCCAGCACUAAGCUAUCAGCAGUGUUUUUAUUUGUCAUUACCUUCUCUAAAAAAGAUUUGAUUCUCUAAAACCCUACAUAAUCAUAAACAAAGUCAGAGUUGCUGGACUAUAGCAGCCUCGAUCUGUUUGUUCGUAGCGGGUCUGUAUUUUCUUAGCUCAAGUGCAAAGGAGAACU
Molecule: messenger RNA, 1324 nt
Organism: Etheostoma spectabile (orangethroat darter)
Lineage: Eukaryota; Metazoa; Chordata; Actinopteri; Perciformes; Percidae
Product: low affinity immunoglobulin gamma Fc region receptor II
Exons: 8
Coding region: 132-884 (250 amino acids)
Biological process (GO): immune response; cell surface receptor signaling pathway
Cellular component (GO): external side of plasma membrane
Molecular function (GO): transmembrane signaling receptor activity
Source: RefSeq, a predicted model, not a curated record